This is a messenger RNA of Periophthalmus magnuspinnatus, 2108 nucleotides long. RefSeq names its product hydroxypyruvate isomerase (gene hyi). Gene Ontology annotation, molecular function: hydroxypyruvate isomerase activity. The transcript has 8 exons. The coding region runs from base 259 to 1086 and encodes 275 amino acids. Gene Ontology annotation, biological process: glyoxylate metabolic process. Lineage: Eukaryota; Metazoa; Chordata; Actinopteri; Gobiiformes; Gobiidae. The record is from RefSeq and is a predicted model, not a curated record.
GUAGCUGCAGAGACGCGACGUGACCACAUGAUCAAAAUGUAGGCUACACUUCCUGCAAGAACACCGUUGAUCCGUGUUAAACUUGCCAGUCCAACUCGUACUUUCAGUUCGAGUCCACAAUCUAAAAGCCUAAAGUUUCUGUCUCUGAGGGCUCUCAGGCACAGGAAAACCCAACAGGAGUAGUCUUUGGCAGAAGGAAGUUGACGCGCACAGUCCAGUAGAGCAGCGGCUGACCGCAGGGCUGCUGACCCCGGCUCCAUGCCUCAGCUCCAGUUUAGUGCCAAUCUAACAUGGUUGUUUACGGAGCUCCCGGAGAUAAGCCAGAGGAUGUACGCCGCGGCUGCAGCUGGCUUUCGCGCCGUGGAGGCGGCGUGGCCGUAUGAGGAGGACCUGCAGGAGCUGAAGAGAGCGCGGGAGGCGACGGGAGUGGAGCUGGUCCUCAUUAACACUCCUCCAGGAAACCUCCGGGCCGGAGACCUGGGGCUUGGAGCAGUCCCGGGGAGAGAGCAGGAGUUCAGACAGGGGCUGGAGCGAGCCAUCGAGUACGCGCAGGGUCUGCAGUGCAAAAGGAUCCACCUGAUGGCCGGGCGUGUUCCUCUGGGGUCAAACAGAGCAGAGGUGGCCCAGGAAAUGGAGAGCAUCUUCAUCCAGAAUCUUCAGUAUGCUGCUGAUCUGCUCUCCAAGAAGGGCAUCACUGGUCUAAUCGAGCCAAUCAACACACGGAUCACUGACCCCGCCUACUUCCUGGACUCUCCUCAUCAUGCUGUGGCCAUAUUGGAGAGGGUGGGAAAGCCAAACCUGAAGCUUCAAAUGGACGUGUUCCACUGGCAGAUCAUGGAUGGGAACCUGACACAGAACAUCAUCAGAUACUUUCCUCACAUUGGCCAUGUUCAAAUUGCACAGGUGCCAGAGCGGAAUGAGCCGGACACUCCGGGAGAGCUCAACUACAGCUACCUGUGGGACGUCCUGGAGCGUCAGCACUACCAGGGCUUUGUGGGCUGUGAGUACCGGCCUCUGGGGGGCACCACUGCUGGACUGGGCUGGCUCAGACAGUACUGGACCCGGAGAGAAGCUCAGGAAGACUGAUUCACAGCUGUUCAAUAGAGAUGCGGCCUCAAACGUGCCAUAUGGAGAGCUUUGGGACAAAAACUCAAGGAGUUAGGGAAGGAAACCACGGAAGGAACUUGAGCCAGUGACAGGCGGGAAACAUCAGAUACAAUAAUAAAACAAGAGUUACUAAUUGAACUACAGUUCUAUGAAUACUGGAUCACUGCUAGAGGGCAGUGCUUAAAGCACUGAAUCACUUACUGCAUUUUCACCAAGGGAGUCAUUAGGCUUGUUUGAGAUCUGAUUGCUGUAGAUCAACAUUGAUCUGAAUGUGGUGCACCCUGGUUAGAUUUGUGUCGGACUUGCUGUGACAUCAGUAACUGUGUUAUGCUACGAAGUUCCUCCCUUCCAAAAUAUGCCCCACCUUCAUGAACAGUUAAUAUGAAUAACAAGAGACCAUAAAUGGCUUCUCCAGAGUCUUGACAAGUUAAAUGUAAUUUUUAAGUCUUUUUUUUUAAUGUAAAAACAUAUUGGAAUAGUACACAACAUGGCGUGCCAUUUUCAAGUUAUAUUUAUUAAAAUAUCAACUCACAUCUCAGUGUUGUGCAAAAAACAACUUGUGGAAUGUGUUAAUUUUUGGAGGUAGAAAUAUACUGACUAUACUGGCAUCAGAGCAAGUCUCACACAAAUCUGACCAGGUUGCACCCACCGUGUUCAUGUAAGCACCGAUUGGAUCUGCACAGUUGUAGCUCAUCUCAAACAAGCCAAUUCAGUGCUUUAAGCACCACCCUCUGGCAGUCAGUAGGGAUGAAAUAAUAGACCUGUAUGUGUUUCACUGUAAGGAGUUUGUAUUGUUGCAACAACAUAAGUACAGGGACAGCAGCAAAAGAGAAGGGAUGUUGGACAUUGCAGAGUCCUUUUGGUCAGAGCAGCUGAGGAAACACUGUCCUAUUGACCACCAGCUCAUGUCUCUUCUUGGCUCUGGCACUCGACCUUGUGGCCGUCUGUUCACUGUGGUGUUUUUGUGCCUUUGUCCAUUUAAAAUAAAGAUGUCAUCUGUA